GUCUUGAGACUGUUUUAAUUCUGGAUCAACGUCGACUUCUUCUGUGGAAUCAAAUGUUACAAAAACUGUCACAUUUACAGCCUUACGUGGCCAAGAUAGAUCUUGUACAUGCAAAUCUUCUCAUCCAGUUGGUAGAACACAAUCAGUAACUGUUAAUAUUGAAGUGUUAUAUAAGGCAUCGAUUGUAUCAUUUGUUGCCCAAGGAAGAGUAAACGUUUCGUCAGUUACAGUAGAUGAGAAUGACAAUGUACUGUUUGUUUGUAAUAUAGACAGUAAUCCUAGAUCAAAUAUUGAAAUAGCAUUUCAAGAUAAAAUACUUCAUAGACAAAACAUGACAGACACGUUACGCUACACACAUAAAGCUGUUACUUGUCUCGAAUCUGGUAUUUAUACUUGUACUGCGAGGAAUCAGUAUAAUUUUGGGAACGAUGCCAUAGCAACAUUGGAGUUACAUAUAAAAUGUUCUCCGCGUCCUCUUCAUCAAAUGAAGACGAAUUUCACGAGCGUGUUGUAUGAUACAGCGACACUCAAUUUUACAGCGUUAGCAUAUCCAGAACCCGGAAUGAAUGGUUUCGUCUGGCACAAACAAAACAGUUUCACAUGGAUACCGCUACUGAGUAACGCUGACGUAGUUAUCCUCUCAUCAGGUCUUCAUACAAGACUGACUAUUAAAAACGUAUCGAGGUCCGACUUUGGCCAUUAUCGUGUAACUGUGACAAAUGAAAUCGGCAAAUAUGAGCAGUACAUUUUCUUAACUGAAACAGGGCAACAAAAAACACCAACUGAGACCAUUCUUCCCUCAAAAAAGACGUUGGAAAGCACAGGACUAAUUAUUAGUGUAACUCUCGGCAUUCUGUUUGUCACAGUUACGAUAUAUGCUAUAAGCAUGUCAAUUUACUUCAAACGAAAACUGAUACUUCUAGACGCACAGACAUCUACACAGCCAAGUCAAAGAGCAUACGCAAAUCUGAGUUUCCAAACUGUCAAUACAGAUGAAGAUUAUUCUAGGCCAUCAACAAAUGAUACUGCUGCUGUGACCAACGACAACGAAUAUUCUGUUCAGAAUUAUACAGAUUUGCAUCAUCUCUCAAAUGACAACCAAAGGACAUAUGAUGUUAUUCAGAAAACUUAAAUUGUUUCAUCUAUCUUUCAAAGACAAUAGCAUUUAGCAAUCUUUCAAAAUCUUUGAAAGGAUUGAAUUUUCCUAGGACAAAAGUAUUAUUAUUAUGAGUUGACUUUCUUUUAUUUAUAACUAAAAUGCAUCUGUUCACAAUUCAUAGGUACUUCCUGAAAACAUAACUUUUGUUUUCUGUAGAUUUUAAUCUAAAAUUUCGGCAAUUAAUAUUGAGAUCAUUCACAAGUAGAGAACAAAAUAAUUGAGACUGGGUAUACCCCUAUCCAGAGCAACAUUACUGUUACUAGUACUGCAGUAAUUUUGCAAGUAUUGGAACUGAUACUGAAUUAACUGGUACAGAUAAUGCAUUACUGUUUUAAAAAGUAGAACUGCAUUACAGGGCAUUACUUUGGUUUUGAUAAAAAUGUCAUCAGUUUGUCUCAAAAAUAGAAAAAAAUGUAAAUUCCAUGUAUUUUUUUAUUUUUGUGAAAAAGUAAGUUUUCAAAUCUUACUUAUAACUACAUUUUGUAUAGAAAACCAGAACUUAAGAAAGUGCAUAACAUGGAAAUUUAGCAUAGAAAAAUCAUAAUACAUACAUGAAUUAUGUAUUUUAUUUACAUUGUUUUCUUUGUUUUUUCAUGUUUUAAAAUUUAUGCAACUGUUUUAAACAGUUAUCGAAACGGAUUCAUCGUUAAGGGAUAAAUUAGCGAAUAUUUUAUGGUAAUUUACAUUUAUUGUAGUAGUAUAAAUAUAAACCAUGCAGAUUUGUUGAACUGACUUUGAGUUUUAACCAAAUACAAUGACAACAACAUACAUGUAUAUUUUUAUUUACUGAAACAUACAUACAACAUGUAAUAUGAGCAUUAAUAUCAUAAUGUUUAACAAGGCAUUUAUACAAAUUGAAGAAAUAAAUUAUGAUAAAUAAAAGAUACUUGAAAAUAUAAUAAUAUCAUCAUAUCUAUUAUAUAUUAGUAAUAUAGAGACACAUUAUGCCUUCGAACGAAUAAUUCAUGUGUGUUUCUGUUUAAUUUCUUGACAAGGGAAACUGUGAAUUUUACUACAUUUAAAUAAUGCUUUAAGAGAAUAUUCGAUAUUUGUUACCAAUAAAUGUGACGAAACAAUUGCCACACAUUGGAAUCUCUUCUACUAUUCUAAAUAAUCCUAUUUCAAGUGAUAUUGUUAGCUGCAUAAAAAGGGGUUAUUUACUUUAGUAUAAAUUGGACAGAGGUGUGAAUGUAAUAUUAAUUUUAAAUAAAAUGAUAAUUUCAUUUUUUGGCUGAAUAAUGUACGCAUGUUUUAAAAUUUGUACAUGUAGUUAAAAUCAUUAAAAUAUGUAAAUUUG
Ruditapes philippinarum (Manila clam) is the source of this 2456-nucleotide messenger RNA. RefSeq lists its product as uncharacterized. Gene Ontology annotation, cellular component: cell-cell junction. Gene Ontology annotation, biological process: cell-cell adhesion. The transcript has 6 exons. The record is from RefSeq and is a predicted model, not a curated record. Gene Ontology annotation, molecular function: cell adhesion molecule binding. Lineage: Eukaryota; Metazoa; Mollusca; Bivalvia; Venerida; Veneridae. Bases 332 to 1132 code for a protein of 266 amino acids.